Molecule: messenger RNA, 2886 nt
Organism: Cyprinus carpio (common carp)
Lineage: Eukaryota; Metazoa; Chordata; Actinopteri; Cypriniformes; Cyprinidae
Product: BCL2/adenovirus E1B 19 kDa protein-interacting protein 2-like
Exons: 12
Coding region: 509-1876 (455 amino acids)
Biological process (GO): apoptotic process
Cellular component (GO): cytoplasm
Source: RefSeq, a predicted model, not a curated record
CCCGGAAGUUGUGUGUAUUAUUGAGUCAGACCUCACCUCAAUUUACCCGACACUUCCAAAAGAAGAAUGACGGCCGGUUAAAGCAACAGAUGAGAUGGGUCUGCGGAGUUUGUCAGCUAUUAAAAUCCUCUAGACCGCUAUCGACCGUUUUAAAUGCUAUUUCCUCGCGCUUUGCUAUGAUCGACACGCAUUUCUCAACCUUAUAUGUGUUUAACUGACAGCAGUCUUGCUGUUGGAAGGAAGCGUCUGACUGCGCACUGUUGGCCCACCAAACACACUCUCAUCGGGGACUUCACCUAAAAGGGCAAGAUUGUUUUGCAACAUACUUAAUAGCCACACAAAUGCUCGCAUUUUAAGCACACAAUCUGUUAUAAGUAUUAACAUAAAUCAGAUAUAUCAAAGACUAUGUGAAGACGUCGUUGUUUGAAUAUCACGGUUUGUUUUUGCGUGCAUUGGAUUGUUUUCUUGCAUUUUUUGCUGAUCAAUUAUAAUCGAUCACACAUCCAGCAUGGCCACAGAUGCAAUAGCGACCGAAGAAGUCUCAAACCAGAGAGACUCGGGUGAUCUAAACGCCAACAAAAGCUAUCCCGAAUCAGACACACCCAGCCGGACGUCUGAGACGCAAGAAAACAGAAAUACAAGUAUCCCGUUAUCGUUAUCAUCACCAUCGGUUCACUCUGAGGAAGAACUACCUCGGGACUCGACAGCUGGGAAUAAUUCGCUGGAGAAUGGAGACCGUCCGGUCCGAACAGGAGAUCCGCCGCAGGAAGCAGCGACUCCAGACAAUAGACAAAAACAAGGCGCGAGGACUUCAACUCCUGCGCGAGCGCCGCAGACACUCGCUUCUCCAGCUGAGCACAAUGGAAGUUUUGAGCACCAGGAGUCAGUUGCUACCACAGAGGCGCGGCUGAGAAUGGAAGGGGUGGAGCUAAAGGAGGAGUGGCAAGAUGAGGACUUCCCCAGGCCACUCCCAGAAGAGGAAGAUAUGCAUCUUGAUGAGGAGCUUUUCACCCGCUCUUCUGGUGAAGGAGCACCUGCUUCACAGUCUUAUGGACUAAACAGUGCAAAGAAAACCAAAAAGAAGCUUUUAGCUCCGGACAUCAGCCUAAACUUAGACCACAGUGAGGGUUCAGUCCUUUCAGAUGAGCUGGAUGAGAGUACUGAACUGGACCUGGAUGAUAUAGACACCCCUUCAGACAACAGCAACGAGUUUGAGUGGGAAGAUGACCUCCCAAAACCUAAAAACGCGGACCUGCUGCGUAAAGGAGUGGAGUCGGUGCAAGAGUUCACCAGCACGGAGGAACGGGAGGAGGGCCGUCGCUGGAGAGUCUUCCGCAUCGGAGAACAGGAGCACCGGGUGGAUAUGAAGGCCAUUGAGCCCUACAAGAGGGUUAUCAGCCAUGGAGGUUACUAUGGCGAUGGACUGAAUGCCAUAAUCGUCUUUGCUGUUUGCUUUAUGCCUGAGAGCAAUCAACCAAAUUACAGAUACAUCAUGGACAAUCUUUUCAAGUAUGUCAUAGGAACUCUAGAGCUUCUUGUAGCUGAGAACUAUAUGAUUGUAUACCUGAAUGGAGCCACUUCACGCCGAAAGAUGCCCAGUGUGGGCUGGCUCAGAAAAUGCUAUCAGCAAAUAGAUCGAAGGUUAAGGAAGAAUUUGAAGUCUUUGAUAAUAGUGCACCCGUCCUGGUUUAUUCGCACCCUCCUGGCCCUAACAAAACCUUUUAUAAGCUCAAAAUUUAGCCAGAAAAUCAAGUAUGUGUUCAGCCUGACAGACCUGGCUGAGCUUGUCCCGAUGGAGUAUGUUUCCAUACCAGAUUGCAUUAAACAGUUUGACGAAGAAAAAAAUAGGAAAAAACAUAAAAGAUUUAGAUUCUGAUGUUGUGUCUUCUCAGUUCUGCCGCUGUUAGUAUGGAUUGACCAGGACAUGCGUGGAAAGGUGGAGAUGGCCACCUCUGCAGUGCCAGAAGCAGAAGCUGGAAGAAUCAAUGAAUGAAUUGGGUUUCUUUUAACUGGAGAACGCAAAAUCUUGAUGUCAGUAAAGUGCCUUUUAAAGGAAAAGGUCAUCGCAAAAUAAGAAUUCAGUCAUUGUUUACGCUCUCUCUCAUGUCGUUCCAAACCCAUGUGACUUUUUUUUUCUGUGGAGCACAAAAGAAAACAUUUAGCAGAAUGUCCAAGCUGCUCUUUUUGAUAUUCGUGGUCCCUAUUCACUUUCAUUAAAUGGAAAAGAGGAGCUUUUGUGCUCCACACAAGAGUCAUGCAGAUUUGGAACAUGGACUUGAGGGUGAGUGAAUAAAGACAGAAUUUUCAUUCGUGGGUGAGGUGUCCCUUUAAAGUUUUGACUGCCUGUUACGCUAUGUGACUUUUUUUUUUUUUUUUCUCUCCCUGUUGCAUUUGUGUGCCAAACACUUCUCAGAUGGCAUCUGAUUUCUGCGUUAAUCAUUUUAGUAACAUUUUAUAUGUAUCAUUUCAAUAAGUAGAUCUUGCCAACAUGUUCUAGUUCCAAUUGUAUCUUGCUCUUAGUUAAGCAACUCCGUUUUCGAACUAGUCGAUGCAUGUUCUGCGUUACAUUUAAAUAUCUAUAUUUAUAUCAAACGGCGAUCAAGGAGAAAGAUUAAUAUAUUUUUAUGAUUGAAACAUUAUUUUUAGGGCCACAGUCUGCUGUUGUUUGUCAUCUUCUCACUGAACACCUCAUAGUUAUACCAUGUAUUGUUUACUGCUGAUUUGGUGUAUGAUUCAAGAUCGUGAAGAAAUGUGCAAAGGAGACCGAAAGGAAUUAAGCAAACAUGUAUUGCACCAGUAACACUUCUUCAAUUCACUUUUAUUAAUGGUUUGGGAGGGUGGCGUUCUUGUGUGUUAUGUUCUUGCAAGUAAACUUCCACACGAAAA